GGUGAAGGAGGCGCUCGACGUCGUUCUGCAGGUUGCCGACAGGUCGGGCAACCUGAAGGGCACGUUCGUUCGGGCCCUGAAGUCCGCCGCCGUCACCAUUAAAGGUGCGGUGGCGGAUCUAAGGGCCCUCACUGUGACGGAGGAGGUGGCGCGGCUGGAGGCGGCUAACACGCGACUCUCCGGCCAACUGGCUGAGCUGCGCCGGGAAGUCGCCGAAAUGCGCCAGCGGCCGGUGGCGGCGACGGAGGCGAACCUCCAAAACGUCAUGGAGGAGGCGCUGCGCGCGAACCGCGAGCAGUUCAGCACGAUGCUGAACGCUCGCCUCGAGGGCCUCGAGGGCCGCCUCCUUCCGGAGCCUCGGCUGCGGCCUCCACUCGCCGCUGACCGCCGUAGGGUAGCGCAGGCAGCGGCCGUAGCCGCGGCGGGAAAGGAGGCUCCAGCCGCCUCCCACGCAACUGAGGGCGUCGAGGCCAGCGCCGCCAAGCCUGCUGCUGUCAGGCCGAAGCGGCCUAAGAGAAGUAUGGCUGCCCAAGAGGCGGCAGCCAGGAGGGUGGCUCCUCAGUCGUCAGCGGAGCCGGCCGCCACUCCGGCCACGUGGAGCGCCGUGGUCGCUAGGAACAGGCCAAAGAAGGCAGAGAAGACGGGCGCCAAGCCAGCGGCGGCGAAGCCGACUUCUUCCGGGGCCACCAAGAAGGUCCCGGUUAGGAGGAAACUCCGCCCCCCUCGCACCGCAGCGAUAACGCUGACGCUGAAGCCCGGUGCUGAGGAAAAGGGGUGGAGCUACGAGAAGGCUCUGGCCCUGGCCAAAAGCCGGAUCAGCCUCCGGGAGGUCGGCUUGACGGCGGUACGGUUCCGGACCGCGGCGACGGGAGCGCGGAUGCUCGAGGUGCCGCCGGGCACCAACGAGGCCGAGAAGGCGGCGGAUGCCCUGGCGGAAAAGCUCCGCGAGGCCCUCAGCCCGGAGAUCGUCCAGAUCCAUCGACCCACAAAGUGUGUCGAACUAAGGGUACUAGACCUGGACGACUCCGUGACGGUGGCGGAAGCCGUGGCGGCGGUCGCUGAACAAGGCGGCUGCCCUACCGGGGCCAUUAAAGCGGGCAUCAUCGCUCGCGGCUCGAGCGGCUCGGGCUCUCUGUGGCUGAGCUGCCCCGUUUCGGCCGCGAAGAAGGUCGUGGAGGUAGGUCGCAUAAGGGUCGGGUGGGUGUCGGCGCGAGUCAUGCUGCUCGACCCCAGACCGCUGCACUGUUUCCGGUGCCUCGAGCGGGGGCACAUGGGGGCAAAGUGUGACCGGGACGUCGACCGAAGCCGUCUGUGCUUCCGCUGCGGUCAGCCCGGUCACAAGGCUCGGGAGUGCUCCGCCGCCGUAGCCAGCUGCGUGGUCUGCACUGCGGCCGGUAAGCCAGCUGCCCAUGCCGCCUGCAGCAAGUCGUGCCAGGGCGGAAAGGGCGCCGCGCAGAGGGAAAAGACAAGGAAGGUGGCGACGAAAGGCCCGGUAGCCGCGUCUCCACGCACAGAGGCGGAGCCGAUGGAGACCACGCAGUGAUGGCCCUGCGCUGCCUCCAGGCCAAUAUCAACCACUCUGCCAGGGCUCAGGACCUCCUAGUCCAAAGCAUGGCAGAGUGGCAGAUCAACGUGGCGGUGGUAUCGGAGCCCUAUUUCGUUCCCUCGCGGGACGACUGGGUCUCCGACCA
Messenger RNA from Nymphalis io (European peacock), 1691 nucleotides. RefSeq lists its product as uncharacterized. Bases 218 to 1543 code for a protein of 441 amino acids. The transcript is spliced from 2 exons. Gene Ontology annotation, molecular function: nucleic acid binding; zinc ion binding. Lineage: Eukaryota; Metazoa; Arthropoda; Insecta; Lepidoptera; Nymphalidae. The record is from RefSeq and is a predicted model, not a curated record.